Molecule: messenger RNA, 2159 nt
Organism: Penaeus monodon (black tiger shrimp)
Lineage: Eukaryota; Metazoa; Arthropoda; Malacostraca; Decapoda; Penaeidae
Product: proline-rich protein 36-like
Exons: 2
Coding region: 493-1821 (442 amino acids)
Source: RefSeq, a predicted model, not a curated record
AAGCUACGAUUGCAACAUAGGAAACCCUGGCCGACCGCAUGGGCAAGGGGAGGCGGAGGAAGCGGCAGCAGUGGUCGCUUUCGUCUCAUCCGCUUCGCAACGGCAUUCUGCCUCCUUCGCGGUUGUCACGGACUCAAUUUCCAUCAGAGAAAAGUGGUCAGGUUGAUGCCUUUCCUAAGGCUGUUGAAUAACAUGCGAACUUAUUUUUUUUUUGGCUUGAAUUUUGAUACAUAGAUAAUUGAAAAAUCUUGCACUUUGGAAUAUAGAGAAAAGAGAUUUUUUUUUUAAUUUAUGAGUUACAGCCAAGGAUAGAGAGAAAGAACUAGCAUCUUUGAACGUCGCCGAAAUAUCUUGAGAGCCUAAUUCAAGUUACAUCUUUACAUAUAAAACCUCUAACAUUAAAUUCUCAUCCAAAUAACUCCCUUGGCUGUACUAAUACCAACUACACCAAUAACAAUCAAGUCAUCUUCUCGAUGUGAAAAGAAAAAAAUAAUGAAUCGACCACGCAGCUCCCUGUUAUCAGCUGCCUCGCUCUUCAGUGUGUUAGUGUCCACAAGUACAGCCUUCAUUGAGACGGCACGCGAGGAGAGCCUAGUAAUUAGACCAAAGAAACAGAUCCUUUUCGCCAACGCCUUUGAGGAAACACCCGCCGAGAGGAUUCCUGACGUGCCUGACGAAGUAUUUCAACGCGAGGAAAUACUAGAGCAAGAUCACGACGCGUCCAAGGAGAGCGGGCGGGCUGUGUACGAACCCGCUGAACAUGCACACAAAAAAUCAGGACUCCCCACUCGCUUUCGUGUGAGGCGUGACGACCUUAGUUCUCCAGCGGCCGACACACCUGGCUCCUCUGUUCGUCGUCAGCAGGGAAUACUUACCUGGUUGUAUCAAGUCCCUGGUUAUCAGCACAGUCUACAUCUUUCUAGUAUCCCUCUCCCGAGUACCCAGAUAUCCGUCCCUUAUGUCUCUGUCAGUGGGAAUAGUGAUAUUAGGACAGGGACUCCUUAUAUUCCUCCUCCAGGAUAUCCUAUAUUGGUUCAGGAUCCUUUCGGGUACCUGGCAUUACAUCCCUACCCACAGUUCCCUCAAGGGCAUCGCCAACAUCAUCACGAAGAAGUCAUCUGUAAGAGUGAAGAGUUAGAAGAGUCCAUAACAUCAGAUACAGGGAGAUCUAGUGUCUCUUUUCCCUCUUCCUCUACAUUAUCGUCUUCUCCUGUUCUUCCCGCUGCAGCAGCCUCCCCACCAUCUUUAGUGACCCCGACAUCUCUUUUACGAUCAGUUUUAUCUCCCUCGGUUCCAGCUUCUUCAUCGACUCCGUCUUCUGUUUCUUCUUUAUCGUUUUCUCCUCCGUCACCCGAUUCCUCCUCGUCAUUUUCUCAUCCUCCGUCAUCCGACUCCACCUCUCCUCUUUCCUCUCCCUCGCCAUCUCUUCCCACUUCUUUAACUCCGACAAAUUCUUCUUCUUCCUCUCUUUCCCAUCCGACGCAAGAUGACGAAAUCCGCUUUGUCUUCCCUGUCGACAAAUUCGUCUCUGCCGACAACAUCAUCUUCCCUUCCAGCACCGACCGACCUAUCAUUUUCCCGACUCAUUCUCCUGCCUCCGUGACUCAGCCUUCCCCUACUUCCGUACCUACUAAUAACAUCACCGUACCUGCGAACGAGACAGAUAUCAGAGUGAGUAUUGUUGCCCCUAGCCGACCUUGCACGAGGCCAUGUGAAUACGCUGCAGCCGAGGGUGUGUGUUUAACAGACUACUCGUGCCUCACCAGACACAACGCGCUUCGGAUUGGUAAUUCGACUCAACGAAGCACAGAGAAACCCUAACGAUCGAUUGCUUGUGAUUGUCAGUGAUUGCCUAUUCGACGAAGGAAAGUAGGACUUCGUGUCUCGUUUAAUUUCUCACUCCGCUUAUGACAUGCAGUGGUUGCGUUUACAAUAUGUAUGCAUAAAAAAGAUCCUGUGUUAGAUUUUUGUUCAACCCGAUUUCGCGGCCAGAAUUGUAUCAUGUUUUGCCUGAGUAACAUUUCCUCUCUCUGCCAAUCCUUCAUCUCUGUGUCUGUCUUCGAUUUAGAGCAGAAUGUGACCAUGGGAUAACUAGUUUAUCAAGAUUAAACAUUGUGUUUUGUGAUGUAUUUGCAUUAGAAAACAAUAGGUUAUGGAAU